AUGGAGCAGUAUGAAGUGUUGGAGCAAAUAGGGAAGGGUUCUUUUGGUUCAGCUCUUCUCAAAGAGCUUAUUUCUAGGAUACGAAAUCCAUUUAUUGUAGAGUACAAAGACUCCUGGGUAGAAAAGGGUUGCUACGUAUGCAUUAUUAUAGGUUACUGUGAAGGAGGAGACAUGGCAGAAGCUAUAAAGAAAGCUAAUGGUGUGCUAUUCUCAGAAGAGAAGCUCUGCAAGUGGCUUGUUCAGCUUCUCAUGGCACUUGACUACUUGCACAUGAACCACAUUCUUCAUCGUGAUGUCAAGUGCUCCAAUAUCUUCUUGACAAAAGAGCAAGAUAUUCGUCUUGGUGAUUUUGGACUCGCUAAAAUAUUAACUUCAGAUGACCUUGCUUCCUCUGUCGUGGGAACACCCAGCUAUAUGUGUCCUGAGCUUCUUGCUGACAUACCUUAUGGUGCUAAGUCAGAUAUUUGGUCCUUAGGUUGCUGUACAUACGAAAUGACCUCUCUUAGGCCUGCGUUUAAAGCAUUUGAUAUGCAAGCACUGAUUAACAAAAUAAACAAGUCAAUAGUUGCUCCACUUCCAACUAAAUAUUCUGGUGCCUUCCGAGGACUUGUUAAAAGCAUGCUGCGAAAGAAUCCAGAGCUUAGACCUGGUGCUGCAGAGCUGCUCAGGCAUCCGCAUCUUCAGCCUUUCGUCCUUAAGAUUCAUCUUAAGAUGAACAGUCCUAGACAGAAUGCCUUACCUUUCCAAUGGCCUGAACCCCAUUACAUGAAGAAAACAAGAUUUUUAGUGCCAGGAGGUAAUCCUCUCAAAACUCACAGGGAGAAGAGGUAUUCACUUGGUAAUGAUAGGGCAUUGAAUCCAAGUAUAUCUGUAGCAGAGCAAGAUUCUGUGUGUUCCACUGAAGGAAUACACGAUACACUAAUUUAUUUGAAUCGAAGGCUAUCAGAUUCAUCCGUUGAGAGCAGCCAUGAAGGAACAGUCAUUUGUAGAUCAAUUGCUUCAAAACCUGCAAAUGUUGCCAAGACUCCAAAAGUUGCACCUGCCAAAGCCUCUGUCACUUCUAGGAGACGGACAGAGCCUGUAAGAAAACGUGAAUCUCUUCCUGUUACUCGAACGCCAACUAAAAAAUCCAACCCAACAACCCGCAGAGCAUCUUUACCACUGCCAUCGAGAGCCACGAAACAAAAUUCCCCUUGCAGGACAAAUACUAGCAUCCUUCACCAUAUAAAAUCUCCAGAUGUUUCUGUCAAUGCUCCUCGAAUUGACAGGAUGGCUGAAUUCCCAUUGGCUUCAUAUGAUGAAACAUUUCUCCCUAUCUGGAAAACUUCAUCGACCUCAGCUCAAGGGUCAUCCAACUCCUUGCAUCAUGGCGACCGCUCAAUCACAAAGGAUAAAUGCACAGUUCAGUUUAGAGAUAGAACCUCUGCCAAGCCCAAUUUCACUGAGGCAUGGCAAGGAAUCGAACUUGGCAUGCUUCAGGUAGAUGAAGAGAAUGGAAGCAACUCCUCCAAUCAAAAUGCAACUGUUGGGGCAUCGAGCCGCACCUCAUCAGACACAAGGCGACGCAGGUUUGACACCUCAUCGUUCCAGCAGCGUGCUGAAGCUCUGGAAGGUUUGUUAGAAUUCAGUGCAAGAUUACUGCAAGAUGCAAGGUACGAUGAGCUUGGGGUGCUACUAAAACCAUUUGGACCUGGAAAGGUUUCCCCCAGGGAAACUGCCAUAUGGUUGACAAAGAGCUUCAAGGAGAAUACUACCAAACCGGAAGAUUGA
Molecule: messenger RNA, 1770 nt
Organism: Dovyalis caffra
Lineage: Eukaryota; Viridiplantae; Streptophyta; Magnoliopsida; Malpighiales; Salicaceae
Source: the annotation of a GenBank genome assembly